AACUAAUUGGUUAUAGGCUGAGAGAUCCUCGUUGCGUCACGACGCCAUCCAACUCUCGGUUUUACCCCCCUUCUCUCUCUCUCCCCCCCUCACUCAUGCGGUGUCAGUCAUCCGCGAUGCUGGGAAGAGAGCCCGGGUCCGCGCGAAACAUGUCCGGGAUCACCGUUAAUGAGGCUUGCGAUGACUGUUUAACAUCAGCGCAGCAUCUGAACUCCACGGAAAUUCACUCGCAUUCUCAUGUUGAUGAAGACGACGAACUUCUCAAGUACAUUUGGAGGGAAUAUUUGCACCCUAAACAAUAUGAAUGGGUGCUCAUAGCUGGAUACAUCAUAGUUUUCCUCGUAUCUCUGGUCGGAAACACCUUGGUUUGUUUUGCAGUUUGGAAAAACCAUCACAUGCGCACAGUGACCAACUACUUUAUCGUGAACCUGUCCUUCGCAGACAUCCUGGUCACAAUCACAUGUCUUCCUGCAAGUCUUGUGGUGGACAUUACAGAAACCUGGUUCUUUGGAGAGACCCUGUGCAAGAUACUACCUUACUUACAGACAAUCUCUGUGUCAGUAUCGGUUCUGACUCUGAGCUGCAUUGCCCAGGAUCGCUGGUAUGCUAUCUGCCACCCACUGAAGUUCAAGAGUACUGCCAAAAGGGCCCGCAAGAGUAUCAUUCUAAUCUGGCUGGUUUCCUGUGUGAUCAUGAUUCCACAAGCCAUAGUCAUGGAAUGCAGCAGUCUGCUGCCAGAACUUACUAACAAAACCAGCCUGUUCACCGUGUGUGAUGAACAGUGGGCAGAUGAAAUCUACCCUAAAGUGUACCACACCUGCUUCUUUAUUGUCACCUAUUUUGCUCCAUUAUGUUUGAUGGUCCUGGCAUACAUUCAGAUCUGCCAUAAACUCUGGUGUCAACAGAUUCCUGGAACAUCAUCGGUGCUUCAGAGGAAGUGGAAGUCACUGCAGUGUUCAGCCCAUGCUGUGGGCUCGGGAGAAUCGGUGAAGGUGAGAACCAGCACGGUCUCAGCGGAGAUCAAACAGGUGAAAGCUCGGCGGAAGACGGCACGCAUGCUGAUGGUGGUGCUGUUUGUGUUUGCGCUCUGUUACCUGCCCAUCAGUGUUCUCAACAUCAUGAAGAGAGUAUUUGGAGCUUUUAAGAACACCAACAACAGAGAGACUGUCUAUGCCUGGUUCACCUUCUCACACUGGCUUAUAUACGCCAACAGUGCCGCCAAUCCAAUUAUCUACAAUUUCCUCAGUGGUAAAUUUCGAGAGGAGUUCAAAGCAGCGUUCAUCUGUCAUUGCUCCGGUGGAGAUGACAUACACAAGGAGAGAGUCAGAGCGAGAACCAGCACAGAUAGCCGCAAAUCCCUGUCUACCCAAGUAACCAAUUUUGACAACAUCUCCAGGAUAUCUGACCAGGCUGUGUAGCUCCAUUGUGGGAAGGGUUUGCUGGCUUAAUCCUACGGGUGCCACUUCACCAGUCAUGAACGCUGACUAGAAGAACACAGACGUGCCGUAUGUAUCGACCUGCCAGACUUAUGGAUGGAAGGAUUGAAUGGACCUAUUAGCCUCAGUGAAUUACCCACACUUUUUGAAAAUGACAUUGUGUCUAGUGUAAGAGCACAUGAACCUUCAGUGGAAUUGAAAUUUUUACCCUGUGAGCCAAGAGGUUAUUUCUCUGCUCACAGCUCGGCUGGGUAUGCAGUAACAGGUGAUGUACCCCAUAAUCCCCUGAGAUGAUGUGCAUGAAAAUAAUGGCAUGUCUCUGAAACACAAUACUACCGUGAGACUGCAUUCAACACAAGAUUGAAAGGCAAUGAUGAUAGAAGGGAAGGUUUUUUUAUUUUGUUUUGUUUUUUAAAGGUGAUAUGUGUCAUUUUUUCAGUGUUAAAAUAUUUUUUCCUUAUCCAAUCUUAUGUAGAGACAAUGGUAAGCAAGCAAUUUGUGGGUUACGUUCUCUGAAACAUUGCUCUGUUUGUUUGAGCAUCUAACCAGCUGAACACAGUGACACUGACUCACCAGUCAUGUGAAUUUUGGAUGGUACUAUUUGUUUGAGAUGCGUUCGGGUAACCUGUUUGAAAACAAACAUUAUUUUUGCAUGCAUGAACUGCUUCAACUACUUUUGAACAAAAUUGAUAUUGUAUAUAUAUAUUUAUUUAUUUAUUGUUCCAUGUUUAAACAAUGUACAAUCUGAGAUUUUGUAAUGUUUCUCUAGGAAUACUGUUUUGUCAUCUUUUCAGGAACAGCUUGCUUGGUAACACUUUACAAUAAGGUUUCAUUUGUUAACAUUAGUUAACUAUAUUGGUUAACAUGAACUAACAAUGAACAGUACAUCUAUAGCAUUUAUUAAUCUUUAUAGGGAACCUAUAAUGCCCCUUUCACAAGAUGUAAUAUAAGUCUCUGGUGUCCCCAGAAUGUGUCUGUGAAGUUUCAGCUCAAAAUACCCCACAGAUCAUUUAUUAUAGCUUGUCAAAUUUGACCCUAUUUGGAUGUGAGCAAAAACACGUCAUUUGUGUGUGUUUCUUUAAAUGCAAAUGAGCUGCUGCUCCCGGCCCACUUUCCAGAAGAGGGCGGAGCUUUAACAGCUCACGCCUCGGUUUCUCAACAACAACAAAGCUGGAGAAUCUCACGCAGCCAAAAUGAGGAUUGUCAGUAACGGUGUUCAGCCUUACAUUGUUCAAACCGGAGUCGACACUGAUGGAGAGACUCAGGAAGAACUUUUAGAAUGAAACGACAUUUCUGAAUGGUUAGUGGAUAAAUUUAUGUAGUUGCUGUGGAGUUGAUUCAACUCAUCGACUAGCAUGUGCCGUCAUGUUAAUCUUUUGUGCAAAUCCAUCGUUGAAUUGACCCUCGUUUGUGAAGCAGUCCGGCAUAAAAUGACAUUUCUGUCAAACACAGCUUCUGUCUGUGCUAGCAUAAAGUAAUAGAGCGCAUGGAGGCUAAGGGAAAGCACAUGGAAAGUGGAGCUGCCUGAACCAAAGAAACACAACUGCAUUACUUAAAAAUACUUGUAUUUUCUUCGUCUGCAGCUUUGCCUCAGUCAGUUGGUAUCGCUCCCUCGUUCAGGAACAACUUUGAAGCAAAUCCUGCUUUGUACUACUGUCCAAGGUUGAGAAAGCACUCCGGCUUGAAGUGAUUAGCGCACACAAGCAGGUUUUUGCUUACUGUUUCUAGGGGAUUUCCACUAAAAAUAAAAUAAAUCCACUGCUCUCUUGCCUCCUCUGAGGCUGGGACUCUAAAUGGUGUUUGUACUUGUCUGUACUCGGCUUUGCUCAAACUUUUGCCAUGGUUAGAAAUGGUAUUGUCAUUGUCGCUUGCAAAAACAAAAUGGCAGCGCUGUGGGUGAAAACGUGCAGAUUAAGGGGCGGUAAUAUUAUAAUAAUGCUGCGUUCCAGAUGAGGUUACUUGGACGUGGGAGUAUCCCAAAUUAAAUGUCCCACUUCAGACCUCAGUGAGUUCCAGGCAUCACAUGUCACGUUCACAUGUUGACCACAUGAUGUCGCCAUGACACAAUGAGAGCAUAUUGUGUUUUUGAGGCAAUUAUGGCAAAAACAGAAUAAAAAUAGCAUACGAAAAGCAAAAACGUAUCAUUACAAUAACUUAAUGUCUAAUGUUUGUUUUUACAUUUAUGCACAUUGGAAGCGGACUUGCCGACAUCUUGGAAGUGACGUCAAAUGACGCGUCUCGCUAAGGUCAGGGUUGAUCGAUGUACCCACUCCGAAUGUUCGACUUUGAGUGGCGUUCCAGACAUUAUUUCCUAGAAGGAGGUGGGAAAAAUCCAAAUUCCGACAUUAACAAUUAACAUUGGUUAAUACACUUGGCAUUGGUUAAUGAACUAACAUGAACAAACUACAAAAAAAUAAUAUUUUUUUAUUAACUAACAUGAAUAAAUUGUGCUAUAUAUAUAUAUAUAUAUAUAUAUAUAUAAUUGAUAGUUCAUUUGAGCUAAUGCAUUAACUAAUGAGACCUUAUUGUAAAGUGUUAAUGUUUACUCUAAUUUGAUCCCAGUCGGGUACUCAAAAAAAAAAAAAAAACAUUUUGAAUGUUCACUUUAGUGUGAAUUUCACAAGUUAAGUGUUUACAGAUAAGUCUGUUUUAUUUCCAACGAUAGGCAUCUCUGUUGUGUGUUGUUUUAGAACAUUUAUUUAUAAUGGGGUUGUUUUGACGUUUUGCACAGUCCCGCAGUAAUUAUUUGCUCUGAGUGUUUGCUUGUUGGGUCAUGAAGCCUGGAGCACUGACUGCUUAUUUGACUAUUAGUGUGAUGAUUGCAGAGUAAUAAAAGAGAACAAAGGCACAAUAA
Molecule: messenger RNA, 4290 nt
Organism: Ctenopharyngodon idella (grass carp)
Lineage: Eukaryota; Metazoa; Chordata; Actinopteri; Cypriniformes; Xenocyprididae
Gene: hcrtr2
Product: hypocretin (orexin) receptor 2
Exons: 7
Coding region: 96-1418 (440 amino acids)
Biological process (GO): circadian sleep/wake cycle process; feeding behavior; G protein-coupled receptor signaling pathway
Cellular component (GO): membrane
Molecular function (GO): orexin receptor activity
Source: RefSeq, a predicted model, not a curated record